Molecule: messenger RNA, 606 nt
Organism: Rangifer tarandus platyrhynchus (Svalbard reindeer)
Lineage: Eukaryota; Metazoa; Chordata; Mammalia; Artiodactyla; Cervidae
Source: the annotation of a GenBank genome assembly
AUGGCGCCCGGGCCCCCCACCCUCCUGGGCCUGGCGCUCUGUCUGGCCCAGAUGGCCUGCACCCAGCAGGGGACCCUGCCCAGACCCUCCAUCUCAGCUGAGCCGGGCUCCGUGGUGCCCUGGGGGCGGCCAGUGAGCAUCGUGUGCCGGGGCCCUGCCGGGGUUAUGACCUUCCGCGUGGAGAAGGACAAUAAAUACAACUACAAGGAAGUGGCUGUCACGUCCGGAGGUGAACAGGAGACGGAGGCCAGAUUCCACAUCACCGUCCUGCGUGAAGACGCCGUCGGGCGUUAUCGCUGCAUCUAUCAAACAGAGUCCGGCUGGUCUGAGUGCAGCGAGGCCCUGAGCCUGGAGGGGACCGAGGAGGCCAUCUCUGCCCUGCCCACAGGAGGCUCCAGUGAAAGCCGACCCCAACCCACAGACUCCAGCUCCCAGACAGCCCACACCCCCCAGGACCACACGCUGGAGAAUGGGGUCCGCUUGGGUGUGGCUGGCAUGGUCUUGCUGAUCCUGGUGGCGAUUCUGGCCGAAGCCGGGCAUGGCCAGGGGAGGUUCCAACGCAGACCACAGGAAUGGAGACCAAAGGGUGCCCCCCAGAGAGACUGA